Canariomyces notabilis is the source of this 1330-nucleotide messenger RNA. RefSeq lists its product as uncharacterized. The record is from RefSeq and is a predicted model, not a curated record. Bases 314 to 1330 code for a protein of 338 amino acids. The transcript is spliced from 3 exons. Gene Ontology annotation, biological process: sterol biosynthetic process. Gene Ontology annotation, cellular component: endoplasmic reticulum membrane. Gene Ontology annotation, molecular function: C-4 methylsterol oxidase activity; iron ion binding. NCBI's taxonomy places the organism in Eukaryota, Fungi, Ascomycota, Sordariomycetes, Sordariales, Chaetomiaceae.
CAUACCUACAUCUCGCUUUUGUUCAUCGAAUCUGGGAUGAAGCAAGAGCAGGCCAGUCUUCGGUUGGCGUUGGUGGGCGUCGUCAUGAACUGCUUCAUGCUUUCAAUGGCAUAUUUCAGUUUGAGCCAUGGAUAGCAAUGACUGGUUUCACAAGUUACAAUGUUGACCCGUACUUCCACAGUUUCAUUUCUCACUGGAAUCCGAACCACCACUGUCUCUCCUCGAAUUCCGAGUCCUUACCCUGCACCCUCUCUGUCAAGCAGCUCGACGUUUUCUGAGGCUCCUCUGAUAUUUUCAUGCUUGUCGAGACAAUAUGGACAUACUACUUUCUCUCCCGAUCGUGUCGUAUCUCUUCUCGUCUCCGCUGACGUCAUGGUCAACGUCGCUCAACCUCCUCUUCUUCUACAUGACAUGGUCGACGUUGGUCUUGACCUACAGCCCUCUCCAGAUCGAAGUAGCCGCCGCUACAGCGCUGCGCAUAGUGUUCUGGCUGGCGCCGUCGCUCAUCUUCCUCGCAUUCGACACCCUCGUACCGUCCCUGGCCGAAAACCUCAAGCACCAUGGCGCCUCGGCUCUCCCUCCCAGGGAGUCCAGGUCUCUCCUGCGCGUCGCCGGACUGGCCCUGCUGAAUCUAGCCCUGGAGACUGUGAUUGAGGCCGCACUAUCCCUCGGCCUCUCAAUGUUCCUCGGAGCCCCCGUCCUCCGCACCGCAACGACACUCCCGCUCCCUUGGCAAAUGUUCAAGCACAUCGCUCUCCUCCUCACCGCCCGCGAGGUUCUGACCUACUACAUCCACCGCUACGCGCUGCACAGGCAGCCCGCGCCAACGGAACCGAACCCCGCCGGCAACCGACUCGUGCGCUGGCACACGCAAUCCCCAGCACACGCCCGGCGCGCGCCGCCCUUCUCUUUGCUGCUGCGCGCCGAUCACCCGGUGCCGUACCUCUUGCACCGCUUCCUGCCGACGUACCUGCCCAGCGUCGCCCUUGCCGCGUUGACGCCGGAGGGGCUGCACGCGCUGACCUACCUUCUUUUCGUCGCACUCACGACCCUCGAGGAAACGCUCGCCACGUCGGGGUACUCCAUCGUACCAGGAAUCAUUAUGGGCGGCAUGGCGCGCAGGACGGCGAUGCAUUACGCUGCUGGUAAUAAGCGUGGAGGGGAUUUUGGAAACUGGGGUGUGCUGGACUGGGUACACGGCACCAGCUUGGGGAGGGACGUCAUGGACGAUCUGCAGGCUGAGGUGGGCAAGCACGGGCCUGGGGCAGGCGGCUGCCGAGGCGGACUGGUGUUCGCUGACACUGACCCUAAAAGUGCCCCCGAACCUUAA